This is a messenger RNA of Oryzias latipes (Japanese medaka), 5350 nucleotides long. RefSeq names its product suppressor of cytokine signaling 6a (gene socs6a). NCBI's taxonomy places the organism in Eukaryota, Metazoa, Chordata, Actinopteri, Beloniformes, Adrianichthyidae. Gene Ontology annotation, molecular function: 1-phosphatidylinositol-3-kinase regulator activity. Gene Ontology annotation, biological process: phosphatidylinositol phosphate biosynthetic process; regulation of growth; protein ubiquitination. Gene Ontology annotation, cellular component: phosphatidylinositol 3-kinase complex. The record is from RefSeq and is a predicted model, not a curated record.
CUCUGUGUCUGACUCUCUGCAUGCGAACGCACCGACUCGACUCCCAUAAUUCAACAGGCAACAAAGGAAGAAAGAAACAGGCCGCGAGCUACAAAAGGGUUAGCCCACCUUGGCUAGAAGAUAUCACGUUAGUGUUUAUCCGCCCGUCGCUUCACUUCUGUGAGUUAAAACAAAGGUCGUAUUUGCAUAUAGUAACGCAUUGUGGCUUUGUGUCAAUUCGGAGGUGGACUAAACGAAAGUAAUGGUAAUGUUUUCGAUUUAAAAACGCUAACAAUGCUAGCUGACAUAGGGCUGGUAAGUUAGCAUUAGCCUAGCUAACGUUAGCCAACAAUUGUAAAGGAGAAAAUAUUUCACAAUCUACUCCCCGAGAUUUACAACACAGUCUCCUGGUUUAGAAGUGUAUUGAACGCGCACAGGAGAAAAUAAGGUGAUGGAGGUGGAACUUGACCCAGCCAACUGAGUCACCAUUUCCCCGCAGAUAAUAGAUGCUGCCGGUCCACAUUGUGCAUGACUUUUUUCAUGUGGGCUGAUGGGAAGACACCGUGGAUAGUACUGUCGUCAGGAUACCUGGAGAGCCACCCCAUGCCCCCACUUUGGAGGGGCUAACAGAAUGAAGAAAAUAAGCCUUAAGACCAUCCGCAAGACCCUCAACAUAAAGGGCAAAGAUGAAGGGGACUUUGUUAUGCUCGAACAGCCUUCAGUGACUACAGAGUUCUCUAAGGAAGAGUCAAUAUUUGGGGGAUGCUACACCAAAGAGCUUUCCGGCUGUGAUCUUGUUGGUGAAGAUGAGAAAGGAGGCCAAACCAAGAAUCGCUCUAAAAAUGAAAGCUUGAUGGGAUCACUGAAGAGAAGGCUAUCCACAAAGCAGAAGGCAAAAGUAAAAGGAGGAUCGUCUGCUAUAGGUUCGGUGGAUGACGACGACACCCUCUCAUCAUCGUCUGUGCCCAUAAGCUGCAACGAGUUAAAAGCUCAAAGACCCCUUAGAUCUCCCUCUUUGUGGAGUCAGCACUAUAGCCCCUCACCGUGGCCUCUGCGCUCAGUCAACUCUGAUGAUGCUUGCAUCAAAAUGGAGGUAAAGGUCAAAGCCAUGGUUCACUCUCCAUGCCCAAGUCCAAACCUAAAUGGUGUCAGAAAAGACUUUAAAAACUACCAAAUGGAAGGGCUCUUUCAGGAUCAGCCCGAGUCCUUAAAGAAUCUCCAGCAGCCACAAAAUGGUGAGCUGCAUCUAAACAUUGAUGAAAAUGAUGUGCCUGUUGUGCUGGGGCUGACCCCCCAGCACUAUAUCCCAUACACAAUGCCUUUAGAUGAGGGAAUGUACCCAGAAGGGUCCCACUCCUUCUGCCUGGACACAUCCUCUCCCAUGGAGGUGGGGACAGAAGCAGAAAGCGGGUCCAUCCACACACACCAGGGACCAGAAGAACACGACCUGGUUAGUGGGAUGCACCCGGACCUCUUCAUGGAAACUUCAGUUAAUAGUAUUCUUAUUAGUUCUGCUGGUAUCGUGCUUCAAAGCUCUCGAGUAGAGGUCCCACCUCCGCUCUCGCCACUCCUGUCGCCCAUGACAAAUAAUGGACACAUUCCUAGGACUUUUUCAGGCUUCAGCACCUCAGACAGCCAGGUAGCUGAGAGGGUAAGACACCACCUCAACUUUGACCCAAAUUCAGCCCCAGGAGUGAGUCGGGUGUAUGACUCCGUCCAGAGCAGUGGCCCCAUGGUAGUGACCAGUCUGACAGAGGAGCUGAAGAAGCUCGCAAGGCAGGGCUGGUACUGGGGUCCCAUCACAAGAUGGGAAGCAGAGGAAAAGCUCUUUAACUUGGCCGACGGUUCGUUCUUAGUCAGAGACAGUUCCGAUGACAGGUACCUGCUCAGCCUGAGCUUCAGGUCGCAGAGCAAAACUCUCCACACCCGUAUUGAACACUCCAACGGACGCUUCAGCUUUUAUGAACAGCCUGAUGUGGAGGGACACACAUCGAUUGUUGAUUUAAUUGAACACUCCAUCAAAGACUCUGAGAACGGAGCUUUUUGUUAUUCCAGGUCUCGCCUGCCAGGUUCUGCAACUUAUCCUGUCAGACUGACUAACCCAGUAUCCCGGUUUAUGCAAGUGCGCUCUCUGCAGUAUCUUUGCCGCUUUGUCAUUAGGCAAUACACCAGAAUAGACCUGAUCCAAAAAUUGCCCUUACCUAACAAAAUGAAAGACUAUCUGCAGGAGAAACACUACUGACACAGAAACACGACAGUUUGCACAUUUGUGUUCAGGCAUGAGAUUGAAACAAGGUUUACAGACAGCCGCAGUUUUGAGAUGGUUGGUUCAGGUAGCCCUUGAUUUGUUUCUCAGUGACUUUGUCACUGUGAAGUCCUCCAUUCCAUUGCUCUGCUGUUUUUCCACUGGGUUUCAUAACACAACUUCCAGUCAUUUAGGCCAGCAAAUAAUCUACUGCAAAAAUAUAGUAAAGGUGUUCUGCAUAGUAGUGUAGCUAUUUGAGCGUUGGCAUUCACAAUAUGUGGACAUGUGUGCUACCCAGCACCGCACAUAGAAAUGGUUUUGAAAGUAGAGUAGAGCCAACUGGAAAAAAUGAAAUGUAAUGCUGAAUUUCUAAGUCUGCUUUUUUUUUUUUCUUCCCCAAACAAGUUUUACAUUUUAGAAAUAAUUUCAAGAUGUGACUUUAUUUUAUUAAUUGAGUUUUCAAACGUGGACAUCUUCAGCACAAUCGGACUCUAAUGUUGAACAUUGGAGUAUUAUUAGAACACGGACAGACUUCGGUCACCUGUGUGACAGUAUGGUCUGUUUUUCUGCCUAAUCUCACUUUUGACUAAUAUCUAAAUAUUUUUGAUCUUUAAUUAGAAUGGUGCUGACUUUUAUUUUGUCCUAUUUUUCUGCGGCUGUACUGGUUCUCAAACAUUCAGUAUGAAAGAAAAAAAAAAUCAUACUUUUUUUUUUUUUUUUUAAUCUAUUGGGUCAGAAGUUCUAACACUAACCAAAGAGCUAUGUAACAUUUUCUGAGCUAAGUCAUAAUAAUGUUGGUAACAUUGUAUAUCAGACGUUGUAUACAUUUUUCCAGGCUUUUUAAAGUGUAUAAAAAUUUGGUCAAAGAUGUAGCUUUUUAUUUGGCUGCAUUUACUCCUUAUGCAUCAUUUUUGCCUAAAGGUACUGUUAAUGCUGGAUUUUAAUGUGCUGUUUGUAAAAGAAAAAAAAAGGCGCGAAAAGUUGAAACCUUUCUAAAAUAUGCUCAUAUUUUUUUCCUGCAUUUGGAAUCUUAAAGCUGCACUUGAGCUCAGGCCUAACAACGUUUUCCGUGUAUGUAAUGCUUGUAUCCUCAUGUCGUAACGGCUUUAAGACUGUCAUUUAGGGCCGCUGUUGCGUUGUCCUUUAUGAAUGCAGACGUCACAACAAAUAGAGGAGAGAUAGAUUGGUUUAUUGUUUCAUUGCAGCUUCGGCUUAAAGGUUUUUUAAGGGCAAAGUUCGAUAUGCCCCAUGAAAGAUUUCCAUUCGGUUAAUUUGGGUUAGCUAGAAAUUAAUGCCAGAAAUAAAUCGAAUAAAGCAGAAAACUGCAAGUUGAACAGAUAGGGUAAAGCCUUCAUGUCCUCUCGUCUUAGAUUGGAUGUCUGGGUCACAGGACACGCCUACAUGCUGUUACCUCUGAGUACAUUUUCUUUUAAAAUCAGCAAAAAAAAACCCAACUUUUUUCUUCAUCUCUUUUUCCAUCCGAGUCCUCACAAAGCUGCACUAUUCUACACAAUAUCUCUCUACUGGGCCGUUUGUGCUGAAGUAAAGGGAACAGCACACCGUAUGCUACGCAAGUGCUUUAUAUGGAUACUUGACAGGGAAUUAUUUUAACAUUGUGAAUGAGAAUCCAUUCUGACAUCAGUGUCCUUAAAAGUAUUAGGAAAAUGGUCCCGGACAAUUUCGACCGAUUGUUAAGAGCAUAGCUGUCGUUACCUUAAACCGUGAAUCUAGCACAGCAGAAGUAGAUAGGAACUUUGAAUGGUGUUGCAUGUUUAAAGACUUUUAAAGCUUUGAUUUGUAUAGGAAUGAAGGAUUUAAGUUGACUGUCUAGACAGAUGUGUUGUUUUUUUUUUUUUUCAUGUCACAAAAUGUGGGCUGGACAUUCUACUUACAAGAAAUGUGUUUUUCUAUUUGAAAUUCUAGUCAUAUCGUUUUUGUUUAGUGUUCUGACAUCUUCCGUCUGGGGGACGGGGCUGUACAAAAGGAAUGUACGCUUGUUUGAGGUAUCCAUUUUAUCUGCCUGCCUACCAGUUUCAGAAAGCACCGCGAUGGGGGGGGGGGCAUAAAAACUACAAUGACACAUUAUUUGCACUUGAACAUUUGUGACAUGCUUGGAUCCUCUCCUGCCUUGACUUUGCCCCUCAGAUGGUCUGUAAAAAGAAAGUCAUGCAUUCACCCUGAUGUAUUCAUAUAACUAAGAGUAAUAGUUUUGUUUUUCGUCAUAUCUGUGGGACUUAAAGGGUAUUGCGCCGCCAUCCCGUCAAAACCUCCGCUAAUGCCAAUUAGCUGUCAAAGGGGUGGGACGGCGGCGAGAAUGUGGAUGUAAAUUUUCUCGUACCCUUUUGUUUUUUGUUAAUUUUGUUUUGUGAGUGGAUGUGUUUCUGUUGAAAUGUGAACAUAAAAUGUUUAGUCUUUUUAAGUACAAUGUUCUUUUAGUUGUAUUUCCGAUUUGAUUUGCAACUUUUCAUCUGAAAGCUGGUUUCACAUAAUUGUUAUGCUGCUGAAAGUUCUCUGGAUCCUGGCUCCUUGUUAGAUGUCAUUUCCUCCAACGUUUGAUUCCAGAGGUUGAUGCUUGUUCAUCCGCUGAAGAUUUACCAGCACUCAAGCUUCAACCUCAUUCCUUGCGUAUCUCUGAGUGAAGGUAAUCGUUUACAACCCGACUUUUGGACAUGGCCUUUUUUUUUUCUUGGUUUGUCCUUUCUCACAUGAACACCUUGGUACAAUUAGAAUUUCUUUACUUUGAUGUGUUUUACACAUUUGUGCUGCUUAUGGAUAUGAUUGCCUUUCUUGUAUUUAACAGUUGGGAAAUGGAAUGUCACCAAUGUAGAUGUCUGCACACACAGGGACCUUGGUUAACAUCUUGGGAGAGCAAAGCAGAUUUGCAAUGUGUUAACGACUGCAGUUGGUUAAAAGAGAAAUCGUAGCGAUUAGUGGAAACCUUUGUAGAAUUACCAAUUCACUCCAGUUUACAUUGGUGUUAACUUUCCAAAGUAGUUGGUCUUUUUUUUGUAUUUUCUUUUGGAGAGAAAAAAUCAGCAGUGAUUUAUUGCACAUUUUGGAUACAGUUCCAGAGUUUUUUUGUAUCUGCCAAUUAUAAAUUAUAAAUAAAAUUAUAUUCUAAAAAAA